Messenger RNA from Entrophospora sp. SA101, 2028 nucleotides. Lineage: Eukaryota; Fungi; Glomeromycota; Glomeromycetes; Entrophosporales; Entrophosporaceae. The record is from the annotation of a GenBank genome assembly.
AUGAAGCAAGUUUUUAGUGUCGAAGUUGGUCCCGAAGUUGAAGGAGAAACUCGAAUUCGUCGUUCAUAUUUAAGUCCAGAUGAAUUAUUGAGCACGCCAAAGAAAGGUAUCAAAACACUUUACGAUAUAGUACAACAUGGUGUUAAAAAAUACGGAUCGAAUAAAAAUGCGAUCGGUUAUAGAAAAGUUGUAAAAAUCGUCGAGGAAGAAAAAGAAAUCACAAAAAUUGUUGGAGACGUAGAAACAAAAGAAAAAAAAACAUGGAAAUAUUUUCAAUUGUCGGGUUAUAACUGGUUAACUUACAGUGAUUUUGAUAGGGAUAUUGGAAUGAUCGGUUCUGGUUUGCUUCAACUUGGAUUUGGGAAAUAUUCUAAAAUAACAGUCUAUGCUGCCACAAGUGUUAAUUGGAUGCUUAUGGCUCAUGGCUGUUUCACCCAAGGGAUGACAAUCGUAACAGCGUACGAUACACUUGGCGAAGAAGGUCUUGUUCAUUCAAUGAACGAAGCAGAAAUUCAUGGAAUGUUUACAAACGCAGAUUUACUUCCAAUGAUUAAAAAAAUCGCAAAAAAAUGUCCACUUCUUGAAUGUGUGAUCUACGAUGGUGAACCAAAAGAGGGGAUUAUAGAAGAAUUAGCUCACAUUUAUCUAAAUAUUAGAUUCUUGUCGAUAGAUGAACUAAAGAACUUGAGCAGAAAUUCUCCAAUAAAAUAUAACCCACCAGGACCUCAAGAUUUAUGUUGUAUAAUGUACACUUCUGGAAGUACCGGUAAUCCAAAAGGUGUCUUAUUGACUCACGCUAAUAUAGUUUCAGCAGUUAGUGGUGCCGGUAAAUUAAUUGGACCUUUAAUUCGUGAGGAUGAUGCACUUCUUGCAUAUCUCCCUCUUGCGCAUGUUCUUGAAUUUGUUGUAGAGCAUUUAUGUCUUUGGUGGGGUGUUCCCAUGGGCUAUGGAAGCAUUCGUACAUUAACAGAUUCCUCUGUAAGAAAUUGUCAAGGUGAUUUGCGCGAAUUGAGACCAACUAUAAUGACUGGCGUGCCGGCCGUUUGGGAAUCGAUCAGAAAAGGUGUUAUUACAAAAGUUCAAGAAGGUGGACCAACUAUUCAAAAAAUGUUUAAAGCUGCUUUUAAAGCCAAGGGGUGGUUAAAGAGCAAAUAUUUGCCCACCAAGCUUGUUGAUCUUUUGAUAUUCAAUAAAAUUAAACUAGUGACCGGUGGAAGGUUAAGAUUUGCUUUAUCUGGUGGUGCGCCGAUUUCUAAAGAGACGCAAGUGUUUUUAUGUACAACGUUAUGUCCAAUAUUACAAGGUUAUGGCAUGACCGAAACUUGCGGUAUGUGUACUAUUCUUACUUUAGACCAAUUUUCUUAUGGCAGCGUUGGAGCACCAGUACCAUGCACAGAAAUAAAAUUGGUCGAUGUACCAGCAGCUGGCUAUAAAGCUACAAAUUUACAAGGAGAAAUUUGGAUUCGUGGUCCUGUUGUCACUUCAGGUUACUACAAAAACGAUAAGGCGACCAAAGAAACGUUUACCGAUGAUGGAUGGCUUCGAACUGGUGAUAUUGGAGAAUGGAGAUCAGACGGGACUUUAAAUAUCAUUGACAGAGUGAAAAAUUUGGUAAAGCUUUCUCAUGGUGAAUACAUUGCUCUCGAAAAGCUAGAAUCUGUUUAUAAAUCCGCGAUUUAUGUAUCAAAUAUCUGCGUUUAUGCUGAUUCAUUUCAAGCACGUCCAGUUGCUUUGAUUAUUCCUGUUGAAGCUCAAAUUAAAAAACUUGCAAUCGAAAAAAAUAUUCACGGUUCAAGUUUUGAAGAGUUAUGUAAAAACAAAGAAAUCACUAAUGUUGUACUCCAAGCAUGUACUGCAGAAGCAAAGAAAGCAGACUUUAAACCAGCCGAAUUUUUAUCUGCAAUUACGCUAAUGAGUGAUGAAUGGACUGCACAAAAUGGUCUUGUGACUGCAGCUUUGAAAAUCAAACGUAAAGAUAUUCAACAAAAAUAUCAGCACGAUAUCGAUGUGAUGUAUGGUAAAAAAUAA